AAAGUAACUCGUCGAAUUUUGCGAUUAGUGGCCGAAGGGGACCCUUCGGCAGAUUUGGGUGAUACAUCGACGUUAAUAAACGCUUGGGUGAUCGGUAAGUUAUGGCAGGGACGCUUGUCGACAAGAACACGUAUACAACCAUCGUUCAAAUAA
This is a messenger RNA of Anisakis simplex (herring worm), 153 nucleotides long. NCBI's taxonomy places the organism in Eukaryota, Metazoa, Nematoda, Chromadorea, Rhabditida, Anisakidae. The record is from the annotation of a GenBank genome assembly.